UGCAACAGGGACCCAAUGAGCGAGUGUGUGAGCAGAGUCCGACACAGUGAAGCUGCGCCGCCGCCGCCGCCGCCGCCAGUGAACGCAGCAACAUGGCGACGUUCAGUAAAUAUGUAACUGCUAAAAACUCGUCCAUAGCAGGCGGCGCGUUGCUGCUCUUCUACCUUCUCAAACGCAGACGACGCACGAGCAGACAGGGCAGUCGAAAAGGAGGAUCAGAUGUUGUACUGAACACUGAGAAAGAUGGCAAGAAAGAUCGUGCAGCAGUGGACAAAGUUUUCUUCCUCAGAAUCCUCAAGAUUCUACGGAUCCUGAUACCUCGGUUUUUUUGCAAGGAGACAGGAUACCUUAUCCUUAUCGCUGCAAUGCUGGUGACCAGGACCUACUGUGACGUAUGGAUGAUCCAGAACGGCACCAUGAUUGAAAGUGCAAUUAUUGGUCGCUCGAAAAAAGAUUUCAAGAUCUUCUUGUUCAGCUUUAUGAAAUUCAUGCCAGUUAUUGCCUUAGUGAACAACUUCCUGAAGUUGGGCUUAAAUGAGCUCAGACUGAGGUUCCGUGAGAGGCUCACAAAGAACUUGUAUGACCAGUACCUACAAGGUUACACCUACUACAAAAUGGGAAACCUGGAUAACCGGAUAGCCAAUGCAGACCAACUACUGACACAAGACGUGGAGAGAUUCUGCAACAGUGUGGUGGAUCUUUAUUCCAAUCUCAGCAAGCCUCUUCUGGACAUCGGUCUUUACAUCUUCAAGCUGACAAGUGCCAUUGGUGCUCAGGGCCCAGCCGUCAUGAUGGCCUACCUGCUGAUCUCAGGUCUGUUCCUGACCAGACUGAGGAGGCCGAUCGGCAAAAUGACGGUCACUGAGCAGCGCUACGAGGGAGAGUACCGCUACGUCAACUCCCGCCUCAUCACCAACAGUGAAGAGAUUGCCUUCUACAAUGGAAACCUGAGGGAAAAACAGACCAUCCACACCACUUUCAAAAAACUGGUGGACCAUUUACACAACUUCAUCUUCUUCAGAUUCUCUAUGGGAUUUGUGGACAGCAUGAUUGCCAAGUACUUUGCCACGGUUGUGGGCUACCUGGUGGUCAGCCGGCCUUUCCUCGACCUGGCCCACCCGCGACACCUGCACAGUACACAGUCUGAGCUGCUGGAGGACUACUACCAGAGUGGGAGGAUGCUCCUGAGAAUGUCUCAGGCCCUGGGCAGGAUUGUACUAGCUGGCCGAGAGAUGACCCGCUUGUCAGGAUUCACAGCUCGUAUUACUGAACUUAUGAAAGUCCUGAAAGAGCUGAAUGUCGGCAAAUAUGAACGCACCAUGGUGUCCCAGCAGGAGAGAGAAUCAGACGGUGCAGAGAAAGUCGUGCUGGUGCCAGGAAGUGGUCAAAUAAUCAAUAGAGACAAUAUCAUAAAAUUUGACCACACCCCACUAGCAACACCCAAUGGAGAUGUCCUUAUAAGAGACCUCACAUUUGAGGUGAGAUCAGGCACCAACGUUCUCGUGUGUGGACCAAACGGCUGUGGGAAGAGCUCUCUGUUCAGAGUGCUUGGAGAGCUGUGGCCUCUGUUUGGGGGACACCUGACCAAACCUGAGCGAGGGAAACUCUUCUAUGUUCCACAGAGACCCUACAUGACUCUGGGUUCUCUGCGGGACCAAGUCAUUUACCCUGAUACCUAUGAAGAUCAGAGGAAGAAAGGCAUCUCUGACCAGGUGUUGAAGGAGUACCUUGACAAUGUCCAACUGGGACACAUCUUAGACAGGGAAGGCAGCUGGGACUCAGUCCAGGACUGGAUGGACGUCCUCAGUGGAGGAGAGAAGCAGAGGAUGGCUAUGGCCAGACUCUUCUACCAUAAGCCCCAGUUUGCCAUCCUGGAUGAGUGCACCAGUGCAGUGAGUGUGGAUGUGGAGGAUUAUAUCUACGGCCACUGCAGGACGGUGGGCAUCACAUUGUUCACAGUGUCUCAUAGAAAGUCUCUGUGGAAGCACCAUGAGUAUUAUCUCCACAUGGACGGGAGAGGAAACUACGAGUUCAGACCCAUCACAGAGGAGACGGUGGAGUUUGGCUCGUAACCGCUGACGUUCACCACACUGCACUGCUCGUACAAAACUGGUCCAUUAAUUUUUUUGCACUCAAUAUAGAAGUUAGAAGUUAGAACUAAAACAUACUGUUUUUAGUGUUUUGUAACCCGUCAGCCUUGUUCAUUUUAAUUUAUCGCAUCAUUUUGACUCAAUUUGUUCCAUUUGAUUAUAAAACAUCUGUUUAUGUUGUGUUUUACAAACACUUUUACUUAACUCUGCAACACUGUUAACAAAUAAUGGUUGUUCUGGAGAAAGAAGUGACUUAGCACAGUGGUGUCAUGUGCUAAACUGUGUUCGCCACAGAAAAUGAAUGAAGUACAGAUGCGUAGCUGCCAGGAGCUGAGAGCGGCCUGGUCUGCAUAUCAUUAUCACAGACACGCCCCCUGCACCAAGAACCGGCCUGAGACUCGCUCACGGAAAACAAACCUCAUCUUGUCAGUGUGUGAUAUUUUAAGAAUAUGUUCACUGUUGGAAACUGAAGAUUGUGUCUCUGUGUAAUCUGGUAAUCUGAUAACUGGUCUUAACUAGUCUUAACUGGUUCUUGGGACGGGGAGCACUCACGGUGCUCAGUGCUCACCUCAUGUACCACAUUUGUAAGAUCUGAACAAUCACUUUAAAAUAGUCAGAAAUUCUCUAUAACCGUGUCUAACAAUCUAUUUUAACUUCUCACUUAUUAUCAUGAAAUUGCAUAAUCUAGAUAUUUCAAGAGGAAUUAUGGUUUUCGUCUUGAUUACAUUUUUACUUUGUCUUGUGGUUGAAGAUCGAGUUGACAUGGAAGUCGUAAUAUCCAGGAAACAAGUUUGAUAUCUCUAGAAAUAAAUCUAAAGAGACGAGACCUUCCUCAGAUCACAGCACAUGAUUAUGCAGUGAUCAGAUGAUUAAAAACAAACAACAAUGCCGUUGGCUCCUGUAGUUCUCUGCAGACAAAUCAGAAAACUGAGUCUGUCAAACUGUGACUUGAGCAUGUCGGUGUCUCUUGACUGAACUGGUGUGAGGAAGAAGCAGCAGGGAUGAACUCCCGCCACACUGUAUGUUAAACGUUGUUGAUGUGAUGAAUGCAUUAAAGUGAUAGAUCAAAUUUUACGACGUGUGGUUAUGAAGUCACCCCGCUGCCAUCCCUCAGCUCUCACUGACAUGUGGCGGCGGCUGCUGCUGCUGCUGCUGCUGCUGCUGAAACCAAAGCUCAUUUACAGCCGGUGAUUUUCUGAGGGGAAAUUGUCAUGAUGUAGUUUAUGAAGACCAACCUGAAAACCACUAGGGCAGAAACCCAUCCUAUUACCCAUGAUGCCCUGGUUCCAUCGCAAUCUGCUGCCAAACAAAGAAAAAUGCCCUUAACGUGUUUUUUUUGUAAGAAAAUAAUGGAAAAUGUAUCUUCUUAUAAUCCCUCUGUUGAUUCAUUCCACUGUUUCUUGGGUGAUGGGAGUUGAUAAUGGUGAUAAGUGAUCUGUCAUGAACUCUAUGAAGCUGAGGAUUAUUGGUUCUGAAGUGCAAUAAUGAUGCGUUCUGUCGGUACAUUACUGAGACGUCGUCGACCCGUCAGUCGUGACUCUGGAAAAUACAGAGAAGAAACCUUAACUGUAGCCAUUGUUUUAUAUGAACAGUAACACUUUUGUGAUGACUUCAAAAAUAAAAGGGUUUGUGUGAGUGUGAGAUAAAGAUAAAA
Messenger RNA from Solea senegalensis (Senegalese sole), 3744 nucleotides. RefSeq names its product ATP-binding cassette, sub-family D (ALD), member 3a (gene abcd3a). Gene Ontology annotation, cellular component: peroxisome; peroxisomal membrane. Gene Ontology annotation, molecular function: ATP binding; ATP hydrolysis activity; long-chain fatty acid transmembrane transporter activity. The record is from RefSeq and is a predicted model, not a curated record. Gene Ontology annotation, biological process: very long-chain fatty acid catabolic process; long-chain fatty acid import into peroxisome; peroxisome organization. The coding region runs from base 93 to 2072 and encodes 659 amino acids. Lineage: Eukaryota; Metazoa; Chordata; Actinopteri; Pleuronectiformes; Soleidae. The transcript has 23 exons.